Meyerozyma guilliermondii ATCC 6260 is the source of this 1350-nucleotide messenger RNA. RefSeq lists its product as uncharacterized. Lineage: Eukaryota; Fungi; Ascomycota; Pichiomycetes; Serinales; Debaryomycetaceae. Gene Ontology annotation, biological process: carbohydrate transport; transmembrane transport. The transcript has a single exon. The coding region runs from base 1 to 1350 and encodes 449 amino acids. The record is from RefSeq and is a predicted model, not a curated record. Gene Ontology annotation, cellular component: membrane. Gene Ontology annotation, molecular function: carbohydrate:proton symporter activity.
AUGUCACUUUCUUCUAUGGUUGACGAAAAGGGCACUACAGCCCAUCACGAGAUGGCGCUGACGAACAACUCCAUAAACGAAUUGAGCCAGGCUGAAAGAGUUGCUUCUUUGAUGGACAAGGCCAAGCAGGCCACCAAUGCCGAGCACGAUAUGACGGUGAAAGAGGCAUUGAAAUACCACAAAAAGGCCAUUUUCUGGUCAAUGGUGAUGUCGGCCACCAUCAUUAUGGAGGGAUACGACAAUAUUUUGAUGUCUUCGUUUUUUGCGUAUCCAUCUUUUCAAAAAAAAUACGGAGUUCCGGUCGGCGAUGGGAAAUACGAACUUCAAGGAAGAUGGCAAGUUGCUUUGGGAUGUGCUUCUUCUGUUGGUACGAUUUUUGGAGUUUUUGCCAAUGGGUACUUGAUUGAAAAAUUCGGCCAUCGCCGAACAAUUAUGGGAUCAUUGGUGGUUAUGUCUGCUUUCAUUUUUGUGACUUUUUUUGCACCCUCGGUCGAGGUGUUGUUGGCGGGUCAAAUCUUGUGUGGACUCCCAUGGGGUAUCUUUGCAACUAUGGGUCCCACUUAUUCUUCAGAAGUUUGUCCCUUGGCUUUGAGAGGCUAUCUUACUGCUUAUGUCAAUAUGUGCUGGGCAAUUGGUCAAUUUAUUGCAGCCGGAGUUCUUCAAGGUUUGGUUUCAAAUACCACCGAAUGGUCGUACCGGAUCCCUUUUGCGAUCCAAUGGGUUUGGCCGGUUCCUCUUUUCAUCUUGACGUUUCUUGCUCCAAAUUCUCCAUGGUGGUUGGUGAGACAUGGACGAAUUGAAGAUGCCGAAAAAGCAGUCAAAAGACUCAGUGCCAAGUCAAUUGCUCACGAAGCCAAGCCCAGAGUGGCCCUUAUGGUGCACACCAAUGCUUUGGAAGUGGAGCAGGAAAGCCAAAAAGACGACGAUUUCAAAGGAUGGAAAAGUUACCUUAUGGUUUUUAAGGGCACAAAUCUUCGGAGAACAGAAAUCGUCUGUAUUGCAUUUGCUGGUCAGGUGCUUUCGGGUUCCACUUUUGCAUAUUCUCCUUCCUACUUUUUCUCCCAGGCUGGUUUGGAUUCAAAUGAUACUUACAAGUUGAAUCUUGGUACCACCGGUAUUGCGUUUUGUGGCUGUAUUGGGUCGUGGUUUUUGCUUUCUCGGUUUGGAAGAAGAACCAUUUAUUGUUCCGGAUACCUCGUAUUGGUGGUGGUUCUUUUCCUCAUUGGUAUCUUGGCAAUCCCAGCAGAACAUAACUCCACAGUAAAGUGGGUCCAGGCUACGUUCACAGAAAUUUGGGUUGCAACCUAUGCCUUAACAAUUGGGUCCUUUGGCUUUCACAAUUGUCAGUGA